Molecule: messenger RNA, 1365 nt
Organism: Lachancea fermentati
Lineage: Eukaryota; Fungi; Ascomycota; Saccharomycetes; Saccharomycetales; Saccharomycetaceae
Source: the annotation of a GenBank genome assembly
AUGUCUUCCAAGUUUUUGCCCGUCGAUAACCCUACCAAGUCCUUCUGGCACUCGCGCGCCGACCAAUUCGCCAAGCAUCGCACCACGCCUACUCUACCUGCUCACGCAGACGUGGUCAUCAUCGGAUCUGGUUAUGCGGGCACCACCACUGCCUACUACCUCAUGAAAGGUAGUUCUACGCCUUUGAACGUGACCAUGCUAGAGGCGCGUGACGUUUGCUCAGGAGCCACUGGCCGGAACGGUGGUCACCUCAAACCCGACCUCUAUUACAACACAUUAUCCUUCACCGAUAAGUAUGGUGAAAAAGGCUGCGCUGAUAUCGCUAAUUUCGAGUACGCCCACAUAGCUGCCAUGAAAGAGCUGAUCGAGGCCGAGCAAAUUGAUUGCGAUUUCGUGCUCACAAGGGCGGUAGAUGUUCACCUGUCGCCCGAGGCCAACGAGAGAUGUCUCAGAAACUAUCAGGCUAUGAUGAAGAACCCCUACAUAACCUGCAAAUCCGACUUGCAAUUGCUCACCGGUGAACAAGCCAAGGUGACAUCUAAAAGCGAAGAUACAGAAGUCGCAGUGUCCUAUACCGCAGGUCAAAUGUGGCCUUACAAACUGAUUACCACGAUAUUGAAGCGACUAAUUGAUAAAUACGGUCUUAACUUACAGACAAAUACUCCAGCUCUAUCAGUUUCCAAAUUAUCUGAUGGAAAAUGGGAAAUUGUAACUCCAAGAGGCUCUAUAGUCACGAGCAAAGUCGUGCUUGCCACCAAUGCCUACACCGCCUCUGUGGACUCUCGUUUCAUUGACAAGAUUGUCCCCAUAAAAGGUAUCUGUUGUCACAUCACAGCAAGCAAUAAGAGUGAAAGAACACCACACUUGUCAAAUACCUAUGGUAUUAGAAAUGACCAUCUUGCCGAUGGAGAUUAUCUCAUCAAUAGACCAGAUGGCUCAGUGGUUGUUGGGGGUGCCAAAAAGCACAUUUUCCCGUUCAAAGAAAGAUUUUACAACAACGUCGAUGAUAGCUCUCUAAUUGAUGGAACUUCCGACUAUUUUACUGAUGAUUAUAUGCAAAAGCGCUUUUAUACCUGGAAGAAUUUUGAAUCUAAACCAGACUACAUCUGGAGUGGUAUCUUAGGAUAUACCGACGAUAGCUUGCCAUACGUGGGUGAAAUUGAGCCUGGGAAAUAUAUAAUAGCAGGAUUUCAUGGACACGGUAUGCCAAGGGUCUUGCUAUGUGCCAAGGCCUUGGCGUUGGCUCUUGAAACCGGAGCGGAGGUCGAAGGCAUUCCAGACUCUUUCAAAGCUACGCCAAAGAGGCUGGCCUCAACGCAAAAUACAAUCUUGAAAGCCUUGGGCACACCUACUGCCAAAUUGUAG